Molecule: messenger RNA, 1165 nt
Organism: Melanotaenia boesemani (Boeseman's rainbowfish)
Lineage: Eukaryota; Metazoa; Chordata; Actinopteri; Atheriniformes; Melanotaeniidae
Product: zinc finger and SCAN domain-containing protein 2-like
Exons: 2
Coding region: 48-1067 (339 amino acids)
Biological process (GO): regulation of transcription by RNA polymerase II
Molecular function (GO): DNA-binding transcription factor activity; RNA polymerase II cis-regulatory region sequence-specific DNA binding
Source: RefSeq, a predicted model, not a curated record
GGUUGUGUUGUCGUCUCUCAGCUGAAUAUUUCAGUGUUUCAGCAACAAUGUCUUCAGUUCAGCAUCUGAGAGAGUUUAUCAGCGAGCGACUAACUGCUGCUGCUGAAGAAAUAUUCACAGAGUUUGAAAAAACCAUCGUCCAGUACGAAGAAGAGAUCGAUCGUCAGCGCAGACUGCUGGAUAUCACCUGGAAUCCACAGAUAAAGUUAAUCAGAACAGAGGUUCCACAUCAAUAUGUCUACAAGGUGGAUGAAGCUCUUCAAGAUGACCAGCAGCUGUGCAACCAGAACUCAAACCUGGACCAGGAGCAACCAGAGUCUGCUCGUAUUAAAGAGGAAGAGGAGGAACUCCUCAGCAGUCAGGAGGAAGAGCGGCUUUGGCUGAAGGAUGAAACUGAUCAGUUUUCAAUACCAGCUGCUCAUGAGGAAGAUGGUCACAGUGAUCCAGAACCAAACAGGGACCAUACUCCCUCUUACAGCCCUCCUGCAGACCAACAUUCACCUUUAGAGGAAAGCAUGGUUGAAGACUCAGGACCAACAACGUGUGCAGAUACACAGCCAGAAAAGAGCUGUCUAACGGAGACAAAUGAGAACGUAGGAGAGUCCUUUCUGUUAGAAAGUCAUUGUAAUGAAAGAGAUGAGAAACAACAUUCCUGCAAGUUCUGUGGGAAACAAUUUAAAAUUAAAAAUAAGUUAACUGUUCAUGUAAGAACUCACACAGGAGAGAGACCGUACUCUUGUCAAACAUGUGGGAAAUGUUUCAGUCACCAGAGUAAUUUGGUACGCCACAUGAAAAUUCACUCGGGCUUGAAGCAAUUUUUCUGUCCAACAUGUGGAAAAUGUUUCUUUUACCAGGGGAAUUUGGUGCGUCACAUGAGAGCUCACACAGGUGAGAAGCCGUAUUCUUGUCCAACUUGUGGAAAAUGUUUCAAUCAAACUCAUUAUUUGAAGUACCACAUGAGAAUUCACACGGGUAAGAGGCCGUAUUCUUGUCAAACAUGUGGAAAAUGUUUCGGUCGCCAGGAUGCUUUGGUGCGCCACAUGAGAAUUCACACAGCUGAGAAGUAAUUUUUUUGUCCAACAUGUGGAAAAUGUUUCAAACAAAAUGAUCAUUUAAAGUUCCACAUGAGCUCUAACAGAGGAUGUCAAAAACCACCUUCUAUAUG